CUCAUAACGAGCAGAAAUCCGCCCCGUACCUCGUGUGACGUGUCUCACCUGUUGCGUUUCGGCGGACUAUAUAGUGGGCCCGUCGUUUAACGGUGGCGCAACACGUAUACCAAUUUCUUCUCCACUAGCACUCGUGUGUACGAGCACAUCGUUGACAGACAUGUUGAUGCGCAGCGCUCUUCUGUUCGUCGCCAUCGGGGUCGCCUUCGGCCAGAUAAGGGAUGCUGUCUACGAGGACUGCGGUAGCACCGCUGAAAUCAUCUCCCUCCAGGUUGAACCAUGCAACUCGGACCCAUGCGUCAUGAAGAGGGGUACGGCAGCCAAGAUUUACUUCGAAAUGGUAUCUGACCAAGACAGCGAAACGGCGGAGCUAAAGGUGACGACAAAGUUGUUCGGCGUCUCUGUCCCAGUGCCUGGCAUUGAAACCAACAUGUGCAAGGGCGUUGUCACGUGUCCCAUCAAGAAAGGAAGGACCUACAAGGGAGUCCUAACCAUGCCCAUUGCAUCAUUUGCUCCCGCGGGCAAAACUUCCCUGAAUAUGAAGGUGAAGGGAGACAAGGGUGUCAGCGUCUGCACCGACUCAUUCCUGAUUCUCGAGUAACCUGAGAUUUACUCCUGUGACUAAAGCAGGAGGUGACCUCUUUUAAUAAAAAAAAUGAAGCAACACA
Rhipicephalus microplus (southern cattle tick) is the source of this 668-nucleotide messenger RNA. Its product is annotated as mite group 2 allergen-like Ixo r 2. Lineage: Eukaryota; Metazoa; Arthropoda; Arachnida; Ixodida; Ixodidae. The record is from RefSeq and is a predicted model, not a curated record. Gene Ontology annotation, molecular function: sterol binding. Gene Ontology annotation, biological process: sterol transport.